This is a messenger RNA of Cercospora beticola, 1073 nucleotides long. RefSeq names its product type 1 glutamine amidotransferase domain-containing protein. NCBI's taxonomy places the organism in Eukaryota, Fungi, Ascomycota, Dothideomycetes, Mycosphaerellales, Mycosphaerellaceae. Gene Ontology annotation, molecular function: glyoxalase III activity. Gene Ontology annotation, cellular component: cytoplasm. The record is from RefSeq and is a predicted model, not a curated record.
CCACGACACAAUGAGAGACCACGACGCAACGACGUGCAAAAGUAUAAGGCAAGCUAGAAAACGUGGUAAGAAAUACGGAAACUCUCUUCUCUCAAUCUCAAACUCAACACUUCCUGUCUACCAUACAACUACAAACUCAUUCACCACGUCCGGAAUAAUCGCAACUUCCCCUUCUGCUCUAGCCGGCACCAUGUCUUCCCUCAUCGACAAAGCAAAGAACGUCGUCAGCUCGCACAAGAAGUCCGACGGCAGCUUGCCAAAGGUCCUCUUCGUGCUCAGCAGCCAUGAUCAGAUGGGCGACACUGGAAAGCCCACAGGCUGGUACCUGCCCGAGUUCGCUCAUCCAUACUACAAGCUUGAAGGCAAAGCCGAGAUCGUGAUCGCUUCGCCCAAGGGAGGAGCAGCUCCAUUGGAUCCUUCUUCCGUCGAGAUGUUCAAGAGCGAUGAGGAGUCCACCAAGUUCUUGAAGGAGAAGGAGGCAUUGUGGAAGAACACCCAGAAGUUGAGCGAUUUUGUUGGAAAGGCGAACACAUUCGAUGCAGUGUUCUACGUGGGUGGACAUGGACCUAUGUUUGAUCUCGCAACCGACCCUGUCUCUCAUCAACUCAUCAAAGAAUUCUACGAGUCUGGCAAGGUCGUCUCCGCUGUCUGCCACGGUCCUGCUGCGUUUGUGAACGUGAAGCUUUCUGAUGGAAGCUGGCUGGUGCAGGGACAAGAGGUGACUGGUUUCACCAACACAGAGGAGGACCAGGUACAACUUUCUGCUGCCAUGCCUUUCAUGCUGGAGACAGAGCUUGAAGCGCAUGGAGGCAAGGUUGUCAAGGCGGAGCCAUGGCAGCCAAAGGUUGUGAAGAGCGGAAAGAGCAACAAGUUGAUCACCGGACAGAACCCGGCUUCUGCUUCGCCAAUUGGAGAGGCGAUCUUGGCUGCUCUCUAAGUUGUAGGAGAGUUCAGAUAUCUGGAAAGUUAUGAUUUAUGAUACACCCACUAUGUCGGUAUGAAGAAUAGAAAUUGAUGAUGAACCAUCCAAUUUCUCAUCAAGCAGCUUGUCUAGUUGAAAGCUUUCAGUUGAG